GAUCUGAAGUUAGCCAGCCAUAUUUCCUUUAUCCAGUGUGUCACCCUUCUGACUUUACCCAGUUUAUUUAAGAUAUGGCAUCUGAGUGUUGUCUCAGUCUCACCAAAUACUUCCUCUUUCUUUUCAACCUGAUAUUCUUUCUUUUAGGAUCACUCCUCUUAUCUAUGGGACUAUGGAUACAAUUUUCAGAGACAAGCUUUUUCAUACCACCCCCUCCGUACAUUUCUAGCUCUCUUUUCUCCUGCUUGCUGAUCAUCAGUGCCUCUGUGACUAUGACAUUAGGCUUCAUGGGUUGUCUGGGUUCUCUGAAGACUGCCAAAUGUCUGCUGGCAAUUUAUUUUAUCCUUCUAUCAGUUCUUCUUGCUGUUCAGAUAGUGGGUGGGGUUCUUCUCUACACACAGAAGACUGAGUUGGACGGUUCACUAAAGCAGCACACUCUUGAUCUAAUACAGUCAUUUGGAAAGAAUAAUUCCAAACUCCAGGGUUUUGAGAAAACUCUUGAGUACAUUCAGUGGGAGAACAAAUGCUGUGGCUGGGAUGGUAAACAAGACUGGAUCUAUAUUCCCUGCUCUUGCUACUACACUGUCAACGCCACUGUCAACGUGACAUAUGAAAACCACACUUUAGAGCCAUGCACCCAAUGUUCUGCAAAUGUAUCCUUUUCAAACCACACAUGCGGCAUUCAUGAGCGGGGGUGCAGUGAUAGAAUACAAAAAUGGCUGGAUGAAAAUCUUAUCUUCAUCUUGGUUGGCAUUUUGGCCAUUGCUGUGGUAGAGAUAUGUGGUAUGGCCCUUUCGAUGUGUCUGUAUAAAUGGGCAUCUGUGGAUUACAACACAAUUUUUCACUGAGAUGACCAGGAUCACUGAGGGAAAAGCAUCCAAAAAUAUUGUUCUUAAUUUAUACAUCUGGUGUUUGCUUAAUGUGUCAUUUUGUAAGAGAGAAAUAUUUUUCUGUACAGUAUUUGACAUUUUUUAUUUGGAUUUAUUGAUUUGUUACUUUCAGAGUUUUUGUUAUUGAUGUUGAUGUUAUGGUAUGUGUUAUAUGUUUCUUUCUAGUAUGUGUUUUUGAAAAAGAAAAAGAAAAAUAAUAUCAUCUUCAAUAAAAUUUGCUUAUAUCUUGAUUCUUAAAAUAGUUGCAUUUGACAGAGAUUGAACUGUGGAGAUGCUAUGACUGGGAAUUUCCUUAUUUGUUCCAUUUGAGAGUUUGCUUUAGCUAUUUGGUAAGAAAGGACUGGGUGCAUCAGGGUGGGACAGUGUAAUGUUUCACCAUUGUUGUACACACAAAGAAAUGACCUCAAUAUUGUGGCAAAGUGUGAGAUGAUGUGCUCAUAAACAUGUAUUUUAUGUGUAAGAUUUUAAAAAUGUUUGUCCUUAAACAUAUAAUCAUUUCUGUUCCAAGUGAUUGGCUAAAAUGUAGUUAUUGGCUCAGUGACCCAAUUUGCAUCUAUUACAGUCAAACUAUAAUUUUUCACAUAAAACUGUAAUUGUAAAUGUAAUAAAACUGUUCCUAUAGGCAAUAAAUAACAAUUACAAUUUAAAGUUUGUUGUUUGACAGUAUUUAAGUGUAUUUUUUCAAUCCAAAGUUCUAAAUAUUUUGGGGAAAAUCACAGAAGAUACGUGAUACCCAUGAGCACGUUUUUGUAUCGUCAGGGCAGGGAGGAGGACACUUGUUAUCAGGUAUAUAUAUAUAUAUAUGUAUGUAGCCUACUGUUGAUCUCUCAUCUUUAAUCCUUGAGCAACAUUAGAGUCUAAGAAGGUAAGAGACAUAAUAUCAUGUAAGACCAUUUGUUAUGAUAUAGCUGGAUUUUAUUUAAUAACUUCAAUGAUCUUUAUUAACCUACGUUAUUUAUUAACUCACAUUAAUUAACCUAAUAUUUCUAAACAUUUAUAUCUACUGCAAUACUACUAUAGUUUUCUGUUUGCAUUUAAUGACUCACUGCCAUUCAUUUUUAUUAGCUUGAAAUAAAGCAAAAAGAUGGCAUCCCGCACACUGGUUCUGAUCAUGUUUUUAGGUGUCCUCUGCGGUGAGUGGAAGAAAAGUUAUUUCUUUUUUUAAGAAUUUCUAUGUAAUACUAUUACAGUGAACUGGAUAUGCUUUUUAUAUAAAAACUAUAAAGUAUCUGGGUCAGAAUUAUAGCAGAGAGAAUACAGAAGAGCACUAUAUAAUGAAGCUCAGAAGCCUUUUAUAAGUUUACAAGUUUCUCUUCAAAUUUGCCAAUAACAUUUACAACAAGGCAAGGCAAGUUUAUUUAUAUAGCACAUUCAAUAAACAAUGGUAAUUUAAAGUGCUUUGCAUAAAAAUUAUAAAGAAAAUAUGAGAUACAUACAAAACCAAUUAAGAAAAAUAAAUGAGAAUAACAAGUAAUACGAUAAAUUGAAAAAAAAAAUUGAAAAUAAUUCAAUUGAAUUAAAAAAGGGAAAAGAAUACAGAAAUAAAAUGAUACAAUGCAAUCAGUGCUGCACUGUCCUCAGUCAGUAAAUGCACAGAUGUGUUUUCAGUCUGGAUUUGAAUGUUGCUACUGUUGGAGCACAUCUGACCUUUUCUGGAAGCUGGUUCCAACUGUGGGUGGCAUAAUGGCUAAAAGCUGUUUCACUUUGUUUUGAGUGAAACUUUGGAAUUUCUAACUGACUUGAUCCUAAUGAUUUGAGGGGUCUGUUAUGGUUUAAAUUCAACAAGCAUAUCUGCCAUGUAUUUAGGUCCUCUAGGCCAUUAAGUGAUUUAUAAACUAGUAAUAGUACCUAAAAAUCAAUUCUAAAGUCAACAGAAAGUACGGCUUUUUAAAACUGUGUUUUGGCUCUCAUUAGUUGUGCAGGCACUGAAAUGUAACUACUGCCAGAAGAUUGACAAAGAGAAUCCCACCUGUGACCAACUAGAGGAGAGAGAAUGCAGCGUUGGCCUCAGUAACUGCAUCAAGAUCACAAUGCAUGAGCCAGCCUAUGGUGAGGUGCGCAGAUGUGCCAGUGAUAAGGAGUGUGUUGCUAUGGUGCCUCAACAGGUGGAGAAACACUGCUGCAGCACAGACCUCUGCAACUAAUCUUCUCCAUCAGCUGCAUAUAUGUAUCUCACAAUGUGGUCUGUGAUUACUUAAAAUGCUCAAAACAUAACAUUAUCCAAAUUAUAAAUGGUCUUUAUUUAAUAUGUAAUAUUAUGAGAUAUAAAAAAUAAAAUCUGU
Molecule: messenger RNA, 3172 nt
Organism: Myxocyprinus asiaticus (Chinese sucker)
Lineage: Eukaryota; Metazoa; Chordata; Actinopteri; Cypriniformes; Catostomidae
Gene: cd37
Product: CD37 molecule
Exons: 10
Coding region: 75-848 (257 amino acids)
Cellular component (GO): membrane
Source: RefSeq, a predicted model, not a curated record